Molecule: messenger RNA, 306 nt
Organism: Gongylonema pulchrum
Lineage: Eukaryota; Metazoa; Nematoda; Chromadorea; Rhabditida; Gongylonematidae
Source: the annotation of a GenBank genome assembly
AUGGUGUCGCUAACAUUCAAGACCAGGAAACCAUUCACCGGUCGAGUGUAUGUUCGCGGACUGGCCGACGAUGACCGGUGCUCUCGGAAUUUCGCAUCCAAUGUCGACCAGAACAAAUUCUCGAUGAUGAUCCAAAAUGGUGAUUGCACAAUGCAACGCCAGCGAGUCACCGGCUCUUUGGAGCGGCUAACAUCUGGCAUCGAUAUGUCGCCAGUUGGUACCACCGAACUCCUGGAUACUGCUCGAACGCCAACAUGCACGUACAGCAUCCAUUCCGGAAGCGCUGAUGGACCGCCCGUCUCGUGA